Molecule: messenger RNA, 261 nt
Organism: Caenorhabditis briggsae
Lineage: Eukaryota; Metazoa; Nematoda; Chromadorea; Rhabditida; Rhabditidae
Exons: 3
Coding region: 1-261 (86 amino acids)
Source: RefSeq, a predicted model, not a curated record
AUGCAAAACCUAAGAAAGAGGAAAGAAGGAGAGCUUGAACUAGCACUGAGUGGCGAUGAUAAAGAAUUCGGAAAUGAGGAAUUUGUGGAUUUCGAAAAAAAUUCCAUAUCUGAGUUCCCUAGCCGUUAUCCUACAGCGCCUUCUUCGUCUUUUUCUCCCCAACUUGGAUGGUCAUCGAAAAAGGCGAAAACGGACAAAACGAAAGCUCCGGCGCCGCUCCAGCCAACACGACUACAUUGGAAGAGAAAAAUAAAUUUUUGA